AUGGGUGCCGCUGGAAGGAAGAGAGGACGAGGAAGAGGAGGAAGAGGUGGUGCAUCUUCUUCGCAAGCCAGAACUCCAUCCCCUCUUCCUAAUCGGUUUGGUCGUGACAAGUCUUCACUGACCCGUAAGAUAACCAAAGUCUUUACAAACAAGUUCGAUGGUCUUUUUUAUAGCUGGACAUGUGUGCCUCGGGAAAGACAGGAGCGGUUCUUUGUUGAAUUCGCGAAAACACACACCUGGGAUCCCUUAAUAACUGGUGUUGUUCAACAAAAGUUUGAGAGUAUAUGUCAACAAAAGAUGAAAGAUAUGGAAAGCAAAGUAAGGACUUCUCGGGAGCAACCUAAUUGGAUAGGUGAUACUCUCUGGAAGCAAAUGAGCCAGUAUUGGAACACUGAAGAAGCCAAAGAGAAGAGUGCAACCACAUCAGGGGCUCGGCUGUCUGAACGUAAGGGUCUUGGCCCUCACAUACCCGUGUCAGAAGAAGAAUUGGGAAGACCGGUGAGUCUUGGUGAAGUUUUCAUCAAGACUCACACAAAAGCAGAUGGGACCUUUGUAGACCGAAAGGCAGAGAGCGUGGCUGAAAGGUAUAAGAGGAACUUGGAAGCUAGAAUUAGUAACCAAGGGGCACUAGACUCAGAUGCUUUAGAGGAGCUAACCGUAGAAGAGGAGAACGACCUCUUUCUCCAGUCGACAUUCACAAAUGAAAGAGGCAUUCCAUAUGGAAUUGGAAGCCUUUCACAGUCGCAUAUCAAUGGAAUGAGGAAGUACCCGGGUAGCUCUUCAACAUACAAGACUCUGCAAGAACAACUAGAAGAAGCUCAACGCAAAAUAGAAGAACAAGCAGCUGAGAAUGCAAGGCAAAAGUCCGAUCUUACAAGAGUUUCUGCAGAGCAACAAGCGAAGAUCGACAAACUCUCCCUGGUCGAUAGGUAUUUGGCUGCAACUGAUCCAGGGUUUUUAGACUUUUUGGCCGCAAACAACACCUAUGAAGAGCCAGAUGCUGCUCCGAUGACUUCUGCUCCUCAAACCAUUAUUCUCCCGGAAUCAUAG
Messenger RNA from Eutrema salsugineum, 1050 nucleotides. RefSeq lists its product as uncharacterized. The transcript is spliced from 5 exons. NCBI's taxonomy places the organism in Eukaryota, Viridiplantae, Streptophyta, Magnoliopsida, Brassicales, Brassicaceae. The coding region runs from base 1 to 1050 and encodes 349 amino acids. The record is from RefSeq and is a predicted model, not a curated record.